Molecule: messenger RNA, 1786 nt
Organism: Diabrotica balteata
Lineage: Eukaryota; Metazoa; Arthropoda; Insecta; Coleoptera; Chrysomelidae
Source: the annotation of a GenBank genome assembly
AUUUAUCUCCUGUUGCGUUCAUAAAAGUGUUUAAUGUCGCGAGAUUCGCGGUAAGAGCAAAUGAUUUAUUCGGAUACGGAGGCUGGAUCCUUUUAGUAAAAAUCGCGUGAUUAGAAGAGUAAUAUCGAUAUAGCAAUGUGUUCCUAUGCACCGACCGUUGUGCCGCUACCUUUACCAGAAGAUGUACUUAAGGAUCUUGUUAGUAAAGGUAAAGACUGGGCAAUCACGAACGGUACUUGUAUGCGAUCGAGAGCAAACUUUUCAGAAGACUCCAUAAAUUUCGCUCCGUUCGUUUUGCUUCCGUCCACUAUGCCCAGAAGAGAUUUCGAGCAAGUUGUCAAUCUUCAGACGGCGUUCCAGGAGCUGAUACACUACGUUGCGAACGAUAGAGAAUUUUUAACGAAAUGUUUGACUAGAAUUAUCGAGGUCGAUUCGUUUACUGCGAAAUUGUUCGAGAUUUAUGAAGCUGUACAAGAAGAAGGGGAGUCGCAGCCAAUCAGUGUGGGAUUGUUAAGAUGUGAUUACAUGAUGGAGACCGAAAAGUUGAAUGGACAGAAACGUCACGAACAUAGUUUUCCACCAUUCAGUUGGAAAUUAGUAGAAAUAAACAAUAUAGCUGCUGGCUUUGGAUGGCUUGGGCCGGCCUCUGGUUUGCUGCACAGAUAUAUCUUACAAGAAAUGAAUUUAUACGACAAAAUAAGCAACCUGCCAGAGAACAACGCUUUAUCGGAAUUUUGUAAGGGCUUUUUGGAAGCGUGGAAAAUGUAUGGCGAUUGCCAAGCUGUGAUUUUAAUGAUAGUUGAAGACGUAAUUUACAAUAUUUGUGAUCAAAGAAUUCAUGAGUUUAAAUUUAGGGAGCUAAAUCCACACGUUAAGUUUAUUAGAAGGACUUUAACGGAAAUAUACAAAAGUGGGAAACUUAACGAGAAGAAAGAACUUGUAGUAGGAAAUGAUGUUGUAGCUGUGGUUUACUUCAGAUGUGGAUAUAACCCCGGUCAAUACCCUACUGAAAACGAAUGGACAGCUCGAUUGUUAAUCGAAAAGUCUAAAGCCAUCAAAUGUCCGAACAUCCAAUACCAUUUAGCGGGAACGAAAAAAGUUCAACAGGAAUUAGCCAAACAUGGAGUCAUUGAAAGAUUUAUUAAAGAUCGACGAAAAGUUGAACUCAUCAGAGAUGUAUUUGUUGGUAUAUAUGGUUUAGAAUUUGACGAUGAUGGGGAAAAAGCGGUCAGAAUGGCAUUAGAGACACCUGAAAGGUAUGUUUUAAAACCACAAAGAGAAGGUGGUGGAAACAAUGUAUAUGGAAAAGACGUUAAAGAAUACUUAGAAGGAAUGGCAAACAGCAAAGAAAGAGAAUCAUGGAUAUUAAUGGAGAGGAUCAUUCCUCCCAUAGUACGUGGAUAUAUGGUAAAACCAGGAAGCUCAAACCCGCCUCCAAUAUCGGAAACAAUAUUAGAAUUGGGAAUAUUCGGUAUUAUAAUUGGGACUCCAAAAACGAUAAUUUCGAACAGGCAGACAGGUCAUAUGGUCAGAUCAAAAAUUGCAACAGCAAAUGAAGGUGGUGUAAUGAUAGGGUUGGGUGCAUUAGACAGUCCCUAUUUACUGCAAUAAAUCUUUUUAGGAUAUACCAAUUUUACCAGCAGUUAUUUUAAUACAAGCUAGAACUGAUAAUUUGUAAUGAUUUUUAAAGAACUCUACAGUUUUGAAGUAUUUAUUUAUUUAUCUUACAACUUUUAUAGUUAUAUUUUAUUAUUUGUCGUCCAAUAAUAAAUAUUGUUUAUUAGUA